CAAGCCAGUUGAACAGCUAUAUAACAUUCCUGUCCAAAGCAUACUUGGUCGCACUCCAACAUAUCAAGUCACAUUUUUCUACUAUUAUAACAGAAAAAGUCAGUUUAACAAUAGAACAGAAACCCAAACAAAAUUUGUUCAGACUUCUCUGGAACUAUGGAGCCCAAGGAAGUAUGUGCCAUAUGCUUAGCGACAUUGAAUGUAGGGCAAGGGCAAGCUUUAUUUACAGCAGAGUGUUGUCACACCUUCCAUUUCAGCUGUAUUGCUUCAAAUGUUGGACAUGGCAAUCAUAUUUGCCCUACUUGCCGUUCCACUUGGAGAAACCUCCCUUCUCAAUUCACUCCUAAUCUUACACCUCCUACGUUUACACCUCCUACGUAUGACUACAUUGGCACUGAUCCUACUCUAUUUGCAGAUGAUGAGACCCUUCCUACCCCGACCCCUGCACCUAACACCGCCUCCUCCUCUCAGACCCCCCCUCAAAAUGGUGACAUGAUGAUAGUAAAAGCCUUGCCUCAAUACCCAGCUCUAAGCAACUCAGAUCAAUCCAACUCAUUUCCUGUCCUUGUUGGCAUCCGAGCCCCUCCCUUAUCCCCUGAAGCUUCUGAUAGGCCUAAUGAUCGUGCCCCACUUGACCUCAUUGCAGUUCUUGAUGUUAGUGGCAGUAUGAACGGUGAUAAAAUCAGGCUCCUCAAACAGGCUGUUGGAUUUGUUACUGAUAACCUAGGACCUUCAGACCGACUUUCUGUCAUUACAUUUGCAACCUCUGCACGACGAGUGACCCCACUGCGGAGGAUGACUGAUGCAGGCCGAGUUGACACUAUGAACGCAGUCAACUCCAUUCAGGUCAGUGGCGCCACUAACAUUAUUGCAGGACUUAAAAAGGCUGUGGAGGUCCUGGAGCAAAGGAGAGAAAAGAACCCUGUCUCCAGUAUUAUUCUUCUCUCAGAUGGUCAGGACAACCAAAACGGAAGAGGCCCUGAUUUCCUCCGCUCCCUCUCUAACCUCCCGCUUUGUCUCCGUGCCAAUAACAUAACGUCUUAUGCUCCACCAACUGAUGGAGUUCCUGUACACUCAUUUGGGUUUGGUUCUGACCACGAUGCUACUGCUCUGCAUGCAAUAGCAGAUGGUUCAGGCGGGACCUUCUCAUAUAUUGAGUCAAUCGAGAUUAUCCAGGACGCCUUUGCUAGGUGCAUAGGUGGAUUGUUAAGUGUUGUUGCACAACAAGUGGAAAUACAAGUGGCAUCUGGAUCUCCAGGGGUUGAAAUUCAGUCUAUUCCAUCAGGUAGGUAUCGGAACAGUAUUGCUGCUGGUGGGCUGCAUGGAGUGAUAUAUAUAGGGGAUGUGUAUGCUGAAGAGGAGAAACUGUUCCUGGUGUAUUUAUCAGUCCCACCAGCUGAUGAUCAGGAGACGUUGACAACGAAGUUGUUAGAGGUAAAGUGUUGUUACAAGGACCCACUUUGUAACCAAAACAUCAUGUCUGACAUUGUGAGGGUUGAAAUUCGUCGACCACUAGCUGAAAACUUUACAGAGGAAGACAGACGGUUAUGCCUAGAGGUGGACAGAGAGAGAAACCGUGUUUCAAUAGCACAAGGGAUAACUGAAGCACAGGCUAUGGCAGAAAGAGGAGAGCUAGGUAGUGCUCAAACAUUGCUUGAACAGAGGAGGCUGACAAUGAUGCAAACAGCCUCUGCACAGGCAGGGGAUGCCCUCUGUGAAAGAUUGGAAGGUGAGGUUAAAGAGAUACAAGGGAGGAUGAGGAGUAAGUCAGAGUAUGAAACAGGAGGAAGAGCUUAUGCAUUCUCAAGGAGUAGCGCGCAUUUGUAUCAGCGAGCUUCAACUCAAGCUGUCAUACCUCAAGCAGGACUGCGACUACAAACAGCUCUCACACGUCCAGCGGGACUGCGACAAAGCAUGGCAGGACCUGCCACGUCAUCAAGUAUUAGUGCUCCUCUUGAGGACAUGGAUUAUCAGACGUCGUUCAUGAGAAGAAUGGUGCACAAGUCAAGGGAAUUGCGCCAAAUGGGAGAUCAAUCUGAAAAUUCUGACGAAACUAGCAACAUAAGCAACUCCUGACUAGAUGAAUCCUGAUGCUUACUUUGUCUCUGCAGCCUAACUUUGGAACAGACUUUUACAUUCACUACUUGCAAGUUUAUGGAAUGGGAAUUUGCCAUCUUUGUCAGUUUGAUUCUAAAGAUUGAUAAUAAAAGUAUCAAGUUAGAUUUGAUUUGGAUAAGGUUGAAGGUUUUGGAAAUGCUUUCCAAGAGAUUUAUUAAAACUGUGUAUCAAAACAUCCUUUCAGAUUUGUAUAGCUAUCACAUUUGUUAA
Spinacia oleracea (spinach) is the source of this 2328-nucleotide messenger RNA. Its product is annotated as E3 ubiquitin-protein ligase WAV3. The record is from RefSeq and is a predicted model, not a curated record. The transcript is spliced from 2 exons. Bases 157 to 2076 code for a protein of 639 amino acids. NCBI's taxonomy places the organism in Eukaryota, Viridiplantae, Streptophyta, Magnoliopsida, Caryophyllales, Amaranthaceae.